Molecule: messenger RNA, 1846 nt
Organism: Poeciliopsis prolifica (blackstripe livebearer)
Lineage: Eukaryota; Metazoa; Chordata; Actinopteri; Cyprinodontiformes; Poeciliidae
Gene: acta2
Product: actin alpha 2, smooth muscle
Exons: 9
Coding region: 150-1283 (377 amino acids)
Source: RefSeq, a predicted model, not a curated record
AUGGAUGGAGGAGGUGGAGGCUUGAUAAACUGGAAAGCAGCUCUUUAGACUCUCACUUUUCUGUCCCACAUCAUCCAAGCAGGACCUGCGCUGCCACGUGCGAGUCGUUCUGUUAGGUUUCCAGCUUGUCCACAGUACCCCUCGCAGCCAUGUGUGACGAUGAGGAGAGCACCGCUCUGGUCUGUGAUAAUGGAUCCGGUCUGUGUAAGGCGGGUUUUGCUGGAGAUGACGCUCCCAGAGCCGUCUUCCCCUCCAUUGUGGGUCGGCCCAGGCACCAGGGAGUGAUGGUGGGGAUGGGACAGAAGGACAGCUAUGUGGGAGAUGAGGCUCAGAGCAAGAGAGGAAUCCUCACCCUGAAGUAUCCUAUUGAACAUGGAAUCAUAACCAACUGGGAUGAUAUGGAGAAGAUCUGGCAUCACUCUUUCUACAACGAGCUGCGAGUUGCCCCUGAAGAACAUCCCACCCUGCUGACCGAGGCACCGCUCAACCCCAAAGCCAACCGAGAGAAAAUGACUCAGAUCAUGUUUGAGACUUUUAAUGUUCCUGCCAUGUACGUGGCCAUCCAGGCAGUCCUGUCGCUGUACGCCUCUGGACGCACCACAGGUAUUGUGUUGGACUCUGGUGAUGGAGUCACCCACAACGUCCCAAUCUAUGAGGGCUAUGCCCUACCACAUGCAAUCAUGAGAUUGGAUCUGGCAGGCCGCGACCUUACAGACUACCUCAUGAAGAUCCUAACCGAGCGAGGCUACAGUUUUGUCACCACAGCUGAGAGAGAGAUUGUGCGUGACAUUAAGGAGAAGCUGUGCUACGUGGCCUUGGAUUUUGAGAAUGAGAUGGCAACAGCAGCCACUUCGUCUUCUCUUGAAAAAAGCUACGAGCUUCCUGAUGGUCAAGUGAUCACCAUUGGCAAUGAGAGGUUCCGCUGCCCAGAGACACUCUUCCAGCCAUCGUUCAUUGGCAUGGAGUCAGCUGGAAUCCAUGAGACAACCUACAACAGCAUCAUGAAAUGUGACAUUGACAUCCGUAAAGACUUGUACGCCAACAAUGUGCUGUCAGGAGGCACCACCAUGUACCCAGGAAUAGCUGAUCGGAUGCAGAAGGAGAUCACAGCGCUGGCUCCCAGCACUAUGAAGAUUAAGAUCAUCGCUCCCCCAGAGAGGAAGUACUCUGUGUGGAUUGGCGGUUCUAUUCUGGCCUCCCUCUCUACAUUUCAGCAGAUGUGGAUCAGUAAACAGGAGUACGAUGAGGCUGGACCCUCCAUUGUCCACCGAAAGUGCUUUUAAAGAAUCCACUCCCCUCCUCAGAUUGAUGUGCUCUGCAGCCCCUCAGUUUCCAUCUUCAGCACUGCCUUUAGUUUAACUUGCACUGAGCACCAGCAACUACACGCUAUGUCAGCCCAAUUCAAACUGUGAAUCUGCUAAUUUGUCCUGCCACUGUAACAACACCUUUUACUCUAGUUGUGCCCUACCCUUCCCUUCUCCAUGUUGGUUCUGUUUUUGCUUAGAAAUUAACCUUGAAUGUUGGUGGGGGGAGCAGAGCACAUUUACACAGCCUUACGAUGAUGUCACAGAGUGUACAACAGAUGAUUAGGAGGUGUGGUCUUGCCAAAAGUGUGCAAGCACCACAGACAUGAUCUUCCAGGAAGAAAUAAAGAGCUCCAAUAAAACACAAAUAAAUCUUGUCCUUCAUGUAACUGUUGAUUAUCUUUGUUGUCAUAACAACCAGUUUUAAAGACAAAAAUAUUUUCAUCGUAAAACAGAUGUUACAUCAUAAACUGUACAAUAAUGAUGGAAGCACUUUCGAUGUAUUGGUUGCUUGGGAUUGAUAAAUGCUAUUGCUGAUACUG